UGUGAGCAUCGUUUCGCAUUCCCACCGGUGCUUCGGCCAUGUCGAAGAAUAUGAAGACUCUGAGUGUUCCUGGUGUUGGUCACAUGAGCCAGGCAGUGUCAGAUGGAGAGCUGAACAUGUCUGGUCGUGGCUGUGGGGGCAGUCGUACAAGUCUACCAGGGGUCCAGGGGGGAGAUGCCCAGGCCAGCGGUGUCGUCAGCUGGGCCGUGUGCUUUGAGAAGCUGCUGGAAGAUCCCAUGGGAAUACGCUACUUCACAGCCUUCCUGAGGUCAGAGGUGAGUGCGGAGAACAUCCUGUUCUAUCAGGCCUGUGAGAAGUUCCGGAAGAUUCCUCCCAGCAGGAUGAAAGAGUUUGCUGAGGAGGCUCGCUCCAUCUUCCAGACGUACCUGUCUGACCACGCUCCCUACUCUGUGAACAUCGAUGACACAGCUCGCAUAGAGGAGAAGGACCUGCAGAAACCUACAGCUGAAAUGUUCGACAAGGCCCAGACACAGAUCUUUAAGCUGAUGAAGAUGGACAGCUACAGGCGUUUCGUCCGCUCCCCUCUCUACCAGAAGUGUACCCUGGCCAGCGUGGAAGGCACGCCACUACCCAGAAUCGCCCCUGAGCCCACCAGCACAGGAUCAUGGGAGAACAUGGCCACCGCCAGCCCCUCCCUCAACGACAGCAAGAAGAAGAAGGACAAGCAACGGGAGAAGAGGGGAUCAUGGGGAGUAGAGGUGACGUACCCCAAGCUGAAUGUGUCUCGUAAGGAGUCUCAGAUAUCCAACAGCAGUGUGGAGUUGGGCUCCUUCUACAGGCAGAUAGAGAACGGUCGCUCCAGUCCCCGUCCCUCAGACCAGGGGCAGGGUGAUGGAGGUGGUGGUAGUGUGGAGGGGGGUUACUGCUGUGUCUACCUGCCUGACGGUAGUGCCUCUCUGGCCCCUACACGGCCCAGCCUCCCCCUCAGAGAAAUGCUGUCAGGCCUCUGUGAGAAGAGAGGCUUCCCCCUCAAAGACAUCCUCAUCUACCUUCACAGCAAUGACAGGCAGCCACUAUCUCUGGAGCAGGACUGUUCAGUACUGAGGGACCAGCAGCUCUCGCUGGAGCUGAGGGUGACGUUCGCGUUGGAGGUGGUGUUCACUGGUAAGACAGUGGGCAUCAUGGUGAAGUCCAGUAAGACUCUGCAAGAUGCCCUCUCUGUGGUACUACAGAAACACCAACUCAGAACACACGAGGCCAUGGUCACAAUGAGUGGGAGUGAUGUGCCACUGAGCAUGAGCACCAACGUGUUCAAACUGGCCAAUAAGAAGCUGCAGCUCUACAAGGUCAAAGUUAGCAGUUCCAGGGUCAGUGGCUCAACUCCAGUCACACAGGAGCGAGCUACAUCUCCAGUAGGCCCAGAGGUCCGUGUGUCCCCUCAGGCAGCCAACCCCAAGCCCAGGGUCAAGAAGAACCAAGAGAUGGAUGCGAUGAUAGAGCUGUUGUCCAGAGCUCAGGCCUGUAGGGUGGAUGACCAGAGAGGCCUGCUGACCAAGGAACACCUAGAGCUGCCCCAGUUCCUCCUGAAACCCCCUACCCAGGACCAGGAGACCCAACAGGGGGAUGGAGCGCCCACAGACACUAAGAAGGAGUCAGAUAACCAACCCACCACCUCCUCCACUCCCACCCCUGUUGGAGAAGCAGAGUCAGGAGAGUGUGUAACAGACUCAUCAGGUUCCAAACACAUAGGCUCACAAUAAACAAGUGUCUGAGAGAGAACGCUUUUAUAAGUGUAACUUUUACUUUGUGUGCCUGGUGUAAGUGCGAGAGUGUGUGUGUCAACAUGCUGAGGUCAGGUUUGGUCAAAGGGAUGUUGACACAUGUAGCAAUUCAUCCUGUUUAAAGAUUGAUUAUCAAAGAUUAUAUAACUACUACAAAAGACAACACUGUCUUUUGCUCCUAGAGUGUGUUGAAGUAUGUUGUCUAGCACAAGUUGUGCACAGGAAGACCACAACUAUUAAGAGACCUAGUCAAGCACUUUUGCUUAUGAUUGUCUGAAUAAGGUCAGCGACCAAUGUGUUAUCACUGUCUCUGGUACGAAACUUUAUUAACUCUAUUGUUUGUUUUAAUCCCCAAUGUCAAAGGUACAAUAUGUCAUGAAAUGUUAUGAUAUGAAGAAUCUGUAAUAGCUUCCAAUUCCUCCCCCGAAGUCUGAUUUAUAAAAAACACAGUUCUGUUUUUCAAUGGAGGAAUGACUUUCAAAAGGGUCUUUCAUAUUUCUUUGUAACUAAUAGUACUUUUAGUCAAUUUUCUUUAGUGUGUGAUUUGAUAUUUAACUAAGGUGUUUGAUAUUUUGCAUUUUGAGUACUUUUCUCUCUUGUGAAAGUUUGAUAUUUAAUUUAAUUGAUUAGUUGACAUUUAAUACUUAUGAGCACAUUUUAUUUCUUUGCUGUAUUUGCACUUUGAAUGCCAGGUCUUCUGUGACUGUUAAUCCUUUUUUCACUGUGUUCUCAGAGUGCUACUCAGGGUCAAACUUCAGUAUUAACCUAUAAUGUUCUCAUGUAUUGUACAGUACAUUAAUAAAUUAGGUGUUAUUGAUCUAAUUUACCUCGG
Coregonus clupeaformis (lake whitefish) is the source of this 2574-nucleotide messenger RNA. RefSeq names its product regulator of G-protein signaling 14. The record is from RefSeq and is a predicted model, not a curated record. Gene Ontology annotation, biological process: signal transduction. Lineage: Eukaryota; Metazoa; Chordata; Actinopteri; Salmoniformes; Salmonidae. Gene Ontology annotation, molecular function: GTPase activator activity. The transcript is spliced from 15 exons. Bases 39 to 1721 code for a protein of 560 amino acids.